CUUAGCUGACCUAAUGAUGUGGCUAGAGGGGGAAAAGGGCUUCGCUACGUGCCAACCAUACAACCACCAUGGCUUCACAGAGAUGAAGUGACUAUGUCAGGAAUUCUCGAGAGAGCUCCGGACUCAUAGGACAGGAAAACGCUCCUACCAUGGCAGCUGGUGUCAGCAUACUGAGUGACACACCGCACUCCAUGAGCGGAGAGAUGGAGACAGGCAACACAAGGAUCCCUACAGCUAAGUACACCAAGAUGGGGGAGACCUUGAGGCACGUCAUCCCGGGUCACAUGCAGUGCUCCAUGGCCUGCGGAGGGAAAGCCUGUAAAUAUGAGAACGCCUCUCGCUGGAGUGAUGAGGAGCAAGCCAUCAAAGGACUGUACUCGUCCUGGAUUACUGACAACUUGCUAGCUAUGGCAAGGCCUUCAACUGAAAUCAUAGAGAAAUAUCAUAUAAUCGAACAGUUUCAAAGGUGUGGUUUGAAGACGGUCAUUAACCUGCAGAGGCCCGGAGAACAUGCCAGCUGUGGCAACGCGCUGGAGCAGGAGAGCGGCUUCACGUAUCGACCUGAAAUUUUCAUGGAAGCAGGAAUCUAUUACUACAACUUUGGAUGGAAGGACUACGGUGUGGCAUCUCUGACUACAAUCCUCGACAUGGUGAAAGUCAUGUCAUUCGCUGUCCAAGAGGGGAAAAUGGCUGUCCACUGCCAUGCUGGUCUUGGAAGAACAGGCGUGUUGUUGGCGUGUUAUUUGGUCUUCACGUCGCGAAUGAGCGCCGACCAAGCCAUCCUGUUUGUGCGAGCCAAGAGGCCCAACUCCAUCCAGACUAGAGGACAGCUGCUGUGCGUCAGGGAGUUCGCUCAGUUCCUGGUCCCUCUCAGAAGUGUCUUCUCCUGCGCGGAACCCAAAGCCAGCGCCGUCACCUUGUCCCAGUACCUCACCCGGCAGCGCCACCUGCUGCACGGCUACGAGGCACGGCAGAUGAAGAAUGUGCCAAAGAUCGUCCAGCUAGUGUGCAGGCUCCUCGUCGACAUCGCCGACAACCGGCAGAUGACGAUCGAGGAAGAGUGGCUAGAGAUCCCCGACCUCACCGCUGAGGUGGAGAAGACCGUGUCUCAACAGGCUCUUCAGCAGCUCGGGAAGGAGAUGAGAGGGAAGGGAAUCCCUGUGCCAUCUUCAUCUAAUCCUCUCAGCCCAACACCCGUGCUGUCAAGACCUCUACACGAUCAACCUCUUGCCAGUGACAAUGAGCUCGACCCGCUCUGGAGGCAGCAGCAUGUAGAAACCCCUCUGAGAUGUUCUCUGUCCAACAACAAGCGCCUCAGUUCCAGCGACUCCGUCCUCCACAAACUCGGAGAACGGCAGAAACUUUUAGUAAGUCUGACAAACAACAAACUACCAAUCAACCGCCUGAUUAAACACUCCUUGUCUCUCGACAGCCUUACAGCUUGUAACACACCAGGACUUUGUGACCCCCUUCCUCAGGACAUUUUCAGCAGCAUUCAGGACCCGAUUUCAGAAGAAAAACAAGACACCGGACCCCCGAUUUUAAUGAAGCAGCUCCAUAAGGGGCAUCACAGUUUGUCUUUAGAUCUGUCUGUACAGGGGAGGAAAGCUUACUUUAACACCACACUGCCAGCCUUAUCAUCCAAGAGCAAAGUGGAGCAGUCAGACGAGGAUGUGUCAGCAGGUGGAGGAGCAGGUAGCGAGGAGUUCCCCGAGGUUUCUUUCAUCACCCUUCAGCCUGAGCUCUCCCCAGAGAGCAGAUGCCUGUUGGUGGCCAAAGCUCUGGUCAUGGACCUGACAGACAAGGAUCUCACCUCUAAAGUGUCGAUGUGGCAGACGGAGCUGAACUCCAGGGAGGGUGCGUGGGAGAGGCUGUGUAUGGAGCGAGAUCCUCUGGUCCUGUCCAGCCUGAUGUGGUCAUGGCUGGAGCAGCUGAAGGAUCCCGUCAUCAGCAACGAGGACGUCAAAGCCCUCAGCGAGAGGAACGUCAACCCACAGAACGCCCUCGACUCUCUGGAAAAGGGUCACCGGCUCACUCUGCUGUGUAUCCUUGACUGUGGUGCUCAUCUCCUGCCAAUGCCUGAAGAUGUGGAGACUAGUUUUCUGAACCAAACAAUAAAAGUGUUUACUAAGAUCGACCCUGCCUCAGAGAAGAAUGAGCCUUUGUACACAACACUGAAAGCAAUCCUGACUACAAUUCUUUAUGAGCUGCGUGACAAAGCUGUGGACGAGAAUGAAGAUUCCUGAUGCAGUCUGAAAAGAAGAAGACACACAAACAGGGUUUCACUCAUUUUGUUGGGCAUUACUGUAUUUUAAGCCAGUUUCUGAUUUCAGAUCUGCCAAUCUUAAGUCUCUCAAGAUAUUUGAAGACUAUGUCAUUUGAGGUUUUAGCUUUUCACUUUUCUUUUUUAAGCUCUUAACAGCCUCUAAGCACUGCCAUUCUCUGUUUAUGUGCCACUGCGCUCUGUUUGUCAUCUGUAAUAUUUGUGAAGGACUUGAUGUUGCUUUUAUUAGCCAACUGUUAGUUAGCAGGAUAAUGACUGAGAGACUUUCUCAUGAUGUUAAUGUGAUGUUAUUUAAAUGUGUGAGUCAGCUGUUGAAGCUGUUGAGAAGGAGAGAGGGGGUCUUAUUUAAACCAAAAGAUGUUUUUACACUGUGCAGGUGCUACAAAUGUGUCUUAUUUAUUCCGAUCUUCUUAUUUCAAAUGCAGCAAAUUUAUCUAAAGUUGCAAGGUGGCUUUGUUUUCGUAGAAUGUACGAUGCUUUUUCUUAGAGCGAAAUGCAAACUGCGGCUCUUAUUCACCGCAAUGCAAAUUCAGCAGAGCUACAGUGCAUUUGCUUUUCCCAAUCAAUAUAUGUCCUUAAUACUGUGUGCACCAAAAAAACAACCUCUCACUGUGCUGCUCUGUUGUUGUACAUGCAUUUGUAAAACAUCAAUCUGCCUCCACUGCUGCAUUUAGCAAAAAAACGCUGUCUGCCUCAAAUGAAACAGCCUGUGUGUGAGUGAGUGAGAGUGUGUGUGUGUGUGUGUGUGUGCGUGUGUGUGUGUGCGUGUGUAACAUUGCCCUGCCUCUGCGUAGCUGUCGAGACGAGUCAGCACCCGCCUCUCACCUCAUAUGUCUCAUGUAAGGACACAAUGUAAUCUCGAUCUGCUGAUACAUGGUGAAUGUGGUACACUGAUGACGAUAAUUUAAAUAAUAUUCAUAUGAAGGACAUGAGACGUUGUACUGUGGGGAAUUUUCAACAAGCACUAUUUUUUCAUUGUUACAAUGCGCUACACUUUUACUGAAUUAAACAUACUUACUGCA
This is a messenger RNA of Scomber japonicus (chub mackerel), 3306 nucleotides long. RefSeq names its product protein tyrosine phosphatase domain containing 1a (gene ptpdc1a). The coding region runs from base 150 to 2246 and encodes 698 amino acids. The transcript is spliced from 10 exons. Gene Ontology annotation, biological process: cilium assembly; protein dephosphorylation. Lineage: Eukaryota; Metazoa; Chordata; Actinopteri; Scombriformes; Scombridae. Gene Ontology annotation, molecular function: protein tyrosine/serine/threonine phosphatase activity. The record is from RefSeq and is a predicted model, not a curated record.